Molecule: messenger RNA, 2109 nt
Organism: Penicillium riverlandense
Lineage: Eukaryota; Fungi; Ascomycota; Eurotiomycetes; Eurotiales; Aspergillaceae
Product: SAE2 C-terminal domain-containing protein
Exons: 1
Coding region: 1-2109 (702 amino acids)
Biological process (GO): double-strand break repair via homologous recombination; DNA double-strand break processing involved in repair via single-strand annealing
Cellular component (GO): site of double-strand break
Molecular function (GO): double-stranded DNA binding; Y-form DNA binding; double-strand/single-strand DNA junction binding
Source: RefSeq, a predicted model, not a curated record
AUGGAGGUUCUCAAGGAACUUCACGCCUCAGUUGCAGAGGCGUGUGAGGUGUCUUUUGACAAUGCCUACCGACAUCUGAAUUCCUCACUGGCCCGCUACGAGGAACGCGUGCGGGAUGCCGAACAUAACGCAUCGAUGGCCAGCCAAGCCCAGAAAACGGCCGAGGACCGAAUCCAAGCCCUCCAGCAUGAAAUCUCGGUGCUCCAGACGGAGCUGAAGCGUUACGAAGUGGACCCGAAAGAUCUUGAACUCCCCCAGAAAUUCUCCAAUCUGGAAGACGAGUUUUCCCCGAAACAUGUCUGGGAGAGCCAUGUGGACCAUGCCCAUCCCGAGGCCGAGAGGCCACCAAAAGGGGUCGAGGCCAAGUACACUGCAUUAUAUGACAACCUGCAGACGUUUAUCCAGACCUGGAGUGGCCUCAAAGCCAGAGUGUUGCAGCAUAAGAAGAAGCUGAGAUAUUGGGAUCGCCAACUGGAACGGGAUGAGUUCACGCUCGUGCGCAAUGGUUUGCCGGUCACUUUUCGAAAGGUUGCAAGCGGCGUGGACAAGCACAAGCACAAGACCCCGGUCUCUUCACGGAAACGAUCACGUUCAAAAUCUCAUGAGGUCUCCGAGGCCCCUUCGGGUGACUCCAACGCCUUACCGAACCAGAACUCAGCGGCAGAUAGGAAUUCCAACAUCAAGACUGAGCAGCAAAGCCAGAAUCUACUUCGCUCAGAAUCACCAGGGCUACCUUCAACCCAGACUAGUUCCCCUAGACGUGAUCUCACAUCCUCUGAACCUGGCUCUUUCGAAAGUCAGGAUACCCUGCCAAGUGUGCCACUGCAAAAGAGAAAACGAAUGCCAUGGGAAACCCCUUCCAACAAUAAUACAUUGUCCCAUAGUCAUCCAAGAGGUGAUGUUUCUGACCAACCGGUGCUUAUUAAAAGUGAACCUGUGUCCUCGAGCCCAGUCCGGCAGCCGUCGCAGUCACUUGGACAGCUUCCUUCCAGCACGCAGGAUCUUGACGAGAUUGGCAUAACAAUACCAACGCCCACGAAACGCAAAGCCGAGUCCACGCACAUCUAUACCGAGGACGCACAAGCUUCUCAUGACGACUCGGACUUGACUCAGCCUUGCCCUCAACGAAUAUGGCCAGACGAGCAGUUGCCCCAGCCAUCUGUGCUCCAGCCUGUUGAUGGAAAUGCACGCACUUUCAAUGUCUCUGAGCCCGGAUCCAACACCAAAAGACGGAAACAGGUGGAUAUGGAUCUGCGCGCGAUAUCCGGCCUGGCCGAAGAUGGUGACCGAGACGAUUGGGAGAUGGGGCCACCGAAUGCGAAGGUGUCCAGCAAGAUCUCUCGGCGACGUCUGCACGAUCUUUUAGAGGGAUCAUUACCCUCUAAAUCACCUCUGAGGCCUCCUAAUACCACUACAGUUACUGUCCAGGACGGCACAGAUGGACGGUCGACGCCUCCAAGAACCCGUGUGCCAUGUAGAACUUCCGCUCGGGGGUCAAUCCUGCCGCAAUCGGAGAGAAAAACCGCUACACGAACAAGCCCAGAUGACUUGCCCCCGGAAAUUCGUCCUGAAGACGAACCAUUCCGUGCCCUACCACUGGAUCGGUUGACUCUGAACCAUUUUAAGAUCAAUUCCGCACGAAACCAAGGGGCUGACUACGCAUACGACGAGGUGGUUCGCAAGAAAGAUGACCGUAAGUGUCUCCCUGGCUGUACUCGCCCGGGAUGCUGUGGGGAUCAUUUCCGUGGCCUGGCUCGUCUUGGUGGUCUGCCAACCCAUUCGACCGAGGCAAACCAGGAAGAGGAGCAGAGGAUUCUUGAGGAAUACAUGGGCGAUGAUCAGCACCUGAUUCACGGACUGAGCAGGCAGGAUCGCGAGAAGCUCCUGGUAGAGGCGAGGGCCCGACUCAUGGCCAACCAAUACGGCAGACACCGACACACGUACCAACGAGCGCCAACACCUCCCGGAUUCUGGCGGACCGAGAUGCCUGACUCCCAAGAAGAAGAAUGGGACCGCAAAGCAGCGCGACGGCUGGAGCGGGAGAAGGUGGAGGAGCGGUAUCGCGAGGCCAUGCGGCCGGGAGGGUUGUGGCAGUGGGCGGAUGAAUAA